This is a messenger RNA of Entrophospora sp. SA101, 1032 nucleotides long. NCBI's taxonomy places the organism in Eukaryota, Fungi, Glomeromycota, Glomeromycetes, Entrophosporales, Entrophosporaceae. The record is from the annotation of a GenBank genome assembly.
AUGGCAGGAGAUAAUAAUUCUCUUAUCAAGGAUCCUGUAUUUGAACGCUGGGCAGAUUACCGUACUAACCCAACACCAUAUUUUCGCUGGACAAAUAGAACAAUUAAAUUGUCACUAAUAUAUUGUGCGGCCAUUCCCCUUGGAAUUUAUUGGCUUGCUAUUAAAUCAGAUCAUAAGGAAACUAGAGAACAAGAUGAAUCAGGCCGUUUUUACAUUGUGAUAUUUGUUGGCAAUCCAAGCAUUUUAAAUACUCAAUUAGAUGGAUAUAUCAAAUUAAAUUUACCAGAUUUGGAACUUGGUCAUCCUUUGAUAUGGCCAAUUCUAUAUUCAUCAAAAGAUGGUAAUUGUGAUGAUGGGCCAUUAUUUAAUGAAGAACUCUUUCAAGAAAUCAAACCAUUUGUUCACGAGGAAAAUAAAAGAAAUAAUGGAAUGUCAAUUUGUAUAAGCUCAGAUCUUCUUCCUGUUGGUACUGGCUUAGGAUCAUCGGCAGCUUGCUCAGUCUGUUUGGCUACAGGAUUAUUACUUGUGCUUGGUCAUAUUUCAAUUCCAAAUAAUAACAGAAUAGAUAAUAGUGUUACUACUUAUGUAGCAAACGUUAGAAUAGUAUGUGAUAAAUUCCCACAAAUUAUUGAUACAAUUUUAGAUGCAAUUGAAAAUGUCAGUGUAUUUUCAAAGGAGAUUCUUGAAAAGUUUGAUAAAAUUGAAUUUAUUGAUAUAAAUCAUCAUCUUGCCAAUGGACACUGUUCACAUGAUAAAAUAUGUGAAAUCACAGCAGAUUAUAAAUUACACUCAAAACUUACUGGAACCAGAGGUGGUGGAUGUGCAUUGACAUUGAUAAGAGAGGUGACUGGUGUGACAAGUAUGAUUAAUCUAAAGGAACUUUUAGGAUCUAAAAUUUGUCCAACUAUUGAAUCGGCUAGUGAAAUAGGAACAUCCGAAAAUUAUACAAUAAAAACCAUUGAAAUAACAUUUUUAGAUCCUUCAUUGUCAAAAAUCCACUUGUUAGAAAAUUCAUUGGUUCGAUACGCAUAA